Molecule: messenger RNA, 1248 nt
Organism: Acanthosepion pharaonis
Lineage: Eukaryota; Metazoa; Mollusca; Cephalopoda; Sepiida; Sepiidae
Source: the annotation of a GenBank genome assembly
AUGUUUCAUAGCCCGUCAUUUUACACCGCUAACCCCGGCUACAGGGUCAGUGCAAGCCUCGACUUCACCAGCUUCCAGGACGAUUUUGAUGCUUUCGUCUCUUUUUCUCUGACCAUCGAGGAUGGCAAAUAUGACGAGUUACUGUCUUUUCCUUUUUCCGGCCUCUGUCAAGUGACCGUCUUCGAUCAAAGCGAGAACUACGCAAAGAACAACCACUCCGUUUAUAUCCUCUGCCACGCAAUUCCUCGCUUUUCUAGACACGCAGAAAAGGCCUCGUCCCGAGAUUAUAAAACUUUCAUGAAAGCCACUGACUUUCUCAGUGAUCGAUACGCCAGAAACGGAACUGUGUUUAUAGAAAGCACAAAUUUCAUAAUCUCUCUCUCUUUCUCUUUCUUUUUUUUCUUUUUUCUCUUUCUUUUUUUUCUUUCUCUCUUUCUUUUUUUUCUUUCUCUCUUUCUUUUUUUUUUCUUUCUCUCUUUCUUUUUUUUUUCUUUCUCUCUUUCUUUUUUUUUCUCUCUUUCUCUUUCUUUUUUUUUCUCUUUCUCUUUCUUUUUUUUUCUCUUUCUUUCUUUUUUUUCUCUCUUUCUCUUUCUUUUUUUUCUCUCUUUCUCUUUCUUUUUUUUUCUCUCUUUCUCUUUCUUUUUUUUUCUCUCUUUCUCUUUCUUUUUUUUCUCUUUCUUUUUUUUCUCUUUCUUUUUUUUCUCUUUCUUUUUUUUCUCUUUCUUUUCUCUUUUCUUUUUUUCUUUCUUUUUUUCUCUUUCUUUUUUUUCUCUUUCUUUUUUCUCUCUUUCUUUUUUUCUCUCUUUCUUUUUUCUCUCUUUUUUUUCUCUCUUUCUUUUUUUUCUCUCUUUCUUUUUUUUCUUUUUUUUUUUUUUUCUUUUUUUUUUUUCUUUUUUUCUUUUUUCUCUUUUCUCUCUUUUCUCUCUUUUUUUCUCUUUUUUUCUUUUUCUUUUCUUUCUUUUUCUUUUUCUUUUCUUUUCUUUUUUUUCUCUUUUCUUUCUUUUUCUUUCUUUUUUCUUUUCUCUUUUUCUCUUUUUUCUUUUUUUCUUUUCUCUUUUUUUCUUUUUUCUUUUCUUUCUCUUUUUCUUUCUUUUUUCUUUUUUUUUUUUUUCUUUUUUUUCUUUUCUUUUUUCUCUUUCUUUUUCUCUCUUUUUCUCUCUUUUUCUCUUUCUUUUUCUCUUUCUUUUUCUCUUAGCCACCGGUCCAGACAAAAUCCCAGUGGGUGUUCAUAACAUCAUCCCUGAGUGA